GAAGUGGCACGACCCUGCAGACAGAAGAACCCACCCGCAUGUCGUCCUUUAUUGAUGAAGCUGAAAAAGAAGGCGCACCUUUCGUGUCCAGAAUGCAGGGUUGUUUGCACAAACGAAGACGCUUUGCUGAGCCACUUCUGCAGUCGCCACAUCAAGCAACCGGAGACUGGAAAAGAGAGUAAAAUUAAGCUAAUAGCUUCACCCAUGAUUGCAUCUGCUAAUCAAGAACUCAACGAAGUCAGCUCAAGGAAGUGGAAGGGAUGCUUGGAAAAUAGAAGUUUCCAUUGUGAAGGAACAUACGAACAUUUCCCUCCCACCAUGUGGAUGAAGAUGUUUGGACUGAUGAUGCUGGGUCAUAUGUGUGGACAAGGUGGUCUUCAUUACAUCAUGAUGCAGCUGUGUAUUCAGCAACAUGUUAACCUGUCCCAGCGGAUGUUGAUGCUCUCAAAUGAUGUUGAGAAAAACCCAGGACCGGAGUAUUCAUGCAAAUGGACAUCCUGCAAGGAAGACUUUCACUCAAUAGGACAGCUAGAUGCACAUAUCAUCUCUCAUGUGGGUCAAGAGAAGUGCUGUAGAUGGGGAGACUGUACCAAAGUCCUGAGCUUUAAUCGUCUUGAAAUCCACGCACUUAAACAUCUCUAUGAUGGAAGUUGAGUACUGUGUAUGAACUGGUGUUACUUAAUUUUCUGCAUAUCUUUAUGUCGGUCUUCUCUAGUGUUGAUGGUCAAGUACAUAUUGUCUUCCAGGUUUGUGUGCCUAAUUACUACUGUUCAUCAUUUG
Dreissena polymorpha is the source of this 780-nucleotide messenger RNA. RefSeq lists its product as uncharacterized. The transcript has 5 exons. The coding region runs from base 55 to 654 and encodes 199 amino acids. The record is from RefSeq and is a predicted model, not a curated record. NCBI's taxonomy places the organism in Eukaryota, Metazoa, Mollusca, Bivalvia, Myida, Dreissenidae.